CCGCUGGUGACGAGCACCGUGUUCGCUGUACUAAUGCUAAAUAGGAUUCAUCCCUACCGUAAACCACAGGAGAAAAAUGAAAGCUCGUGCUCCUCCUCCACCGAAUCAACCUUCUGCAGCAAGUAGAAUUCACAGUGAGCAGAAGUCAUCUGCAGACACAGCUGUAAUUUCUGAUCAGAACCUUGUUAGCAUGAAGGAGAACAUGAUAAACAGAUGGGUGGACUUCACAGUCAUUUUACCCAGCGGGACAGAGCAGAAGAGCACAGUGCAAGGAAGUAAAGCUGUGAUGGAUCUCUUGGUUGAUUUAUGCAGCCAGUAUCGCUUAAAUCCAUCCCAGUAUAGUCUAGAACUGAAGUCUUCGGGAGCUCAACAACCUCUGAGUUACAAGCCAAACACUUUGAUAGGAGCACUGGAUGUACAGCUGGUAUUUCUGAAAGAAAAGAUUCCUGAAGAGAAGACAAAACGACCUCUGCCAAGGGUCCCUGAGAAAUCUAUGAGGCUGGUAGUGAACUACCUGAAGACGCAGAAGGCUGUGGUUCGAGUUAGUCCAGAGGUGCCUCUCCACAGCAUCAUCCCAGCUAUUUGUGAGAAGUGUGAGGUCAGUCAAGAGCACAUUGUUCUCCUGCGAGAUGGCAUCACUGGGGAAGAACUGGAGCUUACUAAAUCUUUGGAGGAGCUGGGGAUAAAGGAGCUGUAUGCCUGGGACAGAAAAAGAGUUCCUCCAUCAAAAACUCAGUCUGAACCUACUCUGAACUAUAGAGAACCACAUCAAAAGGCUUCAGUAAGCAAUGAAACAAUAGAAAAAGAAAAGACAAGACUUCUGGGGUUGUUUAAAACUGACAGAAGAAGUAGCAAGACAGAAGAACAUUUGAGGAUGAACAGGGAUUGUGGUGAGGAGGAUGUUUUUAGUUCUACAUCUACAAGUGAAGGAAGCUUGGAUGGUUUUUCCACAGCCCCAAAUUCCCCUUCGGUGAAUUCUCGUUCCAGUUGCCUGGGUCCAUCUCUGUCGCUUGGUAACAUCUCAGGAAUGACAUCGAACGCAGAAGUGAAAAAGCGCAGAGCACCUCCUCCACCAGUUGCGACACCUGCAUUGCAGAACGUGGAUAUGAGUGGACAAGAAAAGACAGCAGCACAGAUUUCAAAAGGACCAUCCCUAAAUGAUUUACAGAAAAAGAAGAGACGUGCUCCACUCCCACCACCUGCAUCUGCUCCAUCCACUCCUGCCAUGCCAAACAGGACAGAAGAGAGGGAAGACAAGAGGAAGAGCACAAUGGGUGGAACAAUCUCUUGGAUUAACCUGGAACAUAGAGCUAAUGAGAGCCUGCUUCCUUCACAAGAUAAUGUUUAUGUAGUGGAUGACACGGUUCUGGAGCUAUCAGAGGUGGAAGAAACAGCUUCAGAAAGCAGCUGUUUUGCAUCUGAGGAGACCACAGAAGACUCAGGUGUUGUGAGUUCCCCAUCUGACAUUGUGUCUUUGGAGUCACAGAAUGACAGUGUGAAGUUGAGAGACAUCAAACUGGUCAAUGGCUAUGUGGACUCGGCUGAGGCAGAUGGGAUGCACGGCACAGAGACAUUCCCUGUGAAGAGUGCCUCUGAUAGUUUGGCAUCUGACAGUUCUCCACAGAGCAGGAGAGAUGAAGAAAUGGCUUCAGCUGAGCAUGAGAAUGAGGCUGAGUUCAUUGCUGCACAACUCCAGCAGACUUUAGCUGGCCUGGACAAGGAGUUAGAAGCAGUGGAUGGUAUAAGCAACUCUGACACUGAGUACAUCGAUGAAGUGUUGAAGCCGCAUGCAAGAAAAGUUGAAGCUACCCAAGAUAUUACCAUUUCUAUUCCAGUAACAGUCAUAGAUGAUGCUCCAGAAGUUAGCACCUCUAACUCUGCUGGAGGUCAAGAGACAGAGACAAGAUCAUUACAAAAUACCGUGGAUGACUCUGUUAUUACAGGGAACUUUACAAAUAAAAACAACAAUGCAGGUUCUUUUGAUAAAGGACACACAGAUGGUGGAGCAUUAUGUGUAUCCAAGGACUUAAUAUAUCAACACCUGACUGAAAAUGAAUUCAGCCUCUUGCCUGUGGAACAGAGGAGAGAUCUAUUUGAAUCUCUCACAUCCUCUUUUGAAAAAAGAAUUGAAAAGGGCUUCAGACAGGAAACACCACACAAGCAAGGUGCCAAGUCUGAGGAAUGUAAAUCUAAGCUGAAUCCGUCUCACUCCAAGGCUUCAGCUGAAACCAGUACAGCAAAAGAGAAGAUAAAUCCACUUAAUGAAAGUAGUAACAGGGAAAGAUCUUUGAAAAAAAGUAAGUCAGAAUUAGAAAUUAAAUGGCCACCAGCAAAAAAAAGUGAAGGAGAAGAAGUUCCACUAACAGCCACAUGGUAUCAUCGUGCCCAGAACUCGGUGACAAACUAUGAACCUAAAAUGGGUUUGACAACCUUUAAAGUUGUCCCUCCCAAGCCUGAAGUCAAACAUUUCGAUAGAGGAGUUUCGCUUUCCACUGGUGCCAUUAAGAUAGAUGAACUAGGCAACCUUAUAGGGCCAAACUCUGGUGUCAGUAAGCACAUACCAGGCACAUCUGCUGGUGAAAGUGAGGAAAUUUCUCUUGGGAAGGUGAAGGAAUUCUGGAAAUCAAGUUCAACAGAAAAGCAAAGUGAUGACACUGCUGAGCAUCUUCCUAAAAAGUCAGCAGUCACCACAAACUCUAAGCCCUUUACUAUAAAGCAUGAACACAAACCGGUCUAUCUUGCAGCUCCAAAACCAGUAGCACCACAAUUUGCUACUACUCAGGCAGCUGAAAGACAGUCAGAGAAUGAAAGGACAAAAUCACCUCUUCCAGUUGCACAGUCUCAGGUAACACCAUUAGUGGUCCCAGCAACUAAUAAAGACAAGCUGGAGCUUCCAUUUGUAAAGCCACAUAGAAGAACUUCAAGUCAGUACGUUGCCUCUGCCAUUGCAAGACACAUCAGUGCAACUACCUUUAACUCAAUGGAAUACCAUGAGAAAGAUGAAAAUAAGCAAGGGUCAGGAGAGGUUAAAAAUGAAGCAGAAAUGUCACCCAGAAGAUAUAUUGUUGUAGACAAAUUUAGCCCUAUGGACACAGAAUCAGCAGAAACAAGAGAAACACUUUCGAGUAUUUUUACUUGCAGCCAGAAAGCACCACACAGGUUUCCACCUGGUGAUAAUUCUGGCAUGGAAAACAAAAUAGUUGACAUCAGGUCACCAAAUCAAGCAACUUCUCUGAGUUUCUAUAAAAGGAAUGCUGGUGUCUCACUUACUAAAUCCUCUUCCAAGGAUAACAAUGGUCCAGAGGAUGAUAAUGGUUUAAAGAGAGAACAAAGUGUAGCCAAGAAACAGACACAUCUUUCAUUUGACCAGAAAUGCGAGACUUCAACCCGUACUACUUCAGCCUCAUCUCUCAAGUCUCCUGAUCUCCAAGGAGUUGCAUCCUCUUUCAGCGCACCUGUGCGAGUCACUAAAUGGCCUCCUGAUAAUGGUGUACAAGUUAGUUUGCUAAAAGCUUCGCCUGAGCUAAACAGUGGAGCAGCAAACGCAGGGGCAGAACAGGAAGAGAAGCAUGGUGAUUCAGAGAGUAAUGCUGUCAAUGAACUGGAUGUUAGUGUACAGACCAAUAUCUUUGGGCCAAAGAAGAAGUUUAAACCUGUCAUCCAAAAACCGGUUCCAAAAGACACAUCACUGCACAGUGCCCUGAUGGAAGCCAUUCAAACAGGAGGGGGAAAAGAGAAACUCAGAAAGGUUUCAGAUAGUGCACUAAAUGACAGCUACAGGAAACCUUCAUAUGCUGAGCCAGAGAAUGAGCGCUCAGCCCUUCUAGCAGCAAUUAGAGGCCACAGUGGCAUCUCAAAGCUGAAAAAGAUCUCUUCAUUGGCCUCUGAAGAGCUGCAGAGUUUUCGGAAUGCAGAACACUCCUUGCAGAAGGCAAAAGACCCUCAGGAAGAGCAGUUUUAUAUACCACCUGCACCUGCCCAGCCACCACCUCCCACUCAGCUGUCAGCAGCAGCCCCUAAAUCCUUCGCCAUUGCUGCUGGUAACCCUGGAGAUGCAAGGCAAGCCCUGAUGGAGGCCAUUCGCUCUGGUGCCGGAGCAGCAAAGUUGAGAAAGGUCCCGCUGCUCGUUUGAAUGUAUAAAGAAAUUGGAAAGUCUAACUCUAUGUGCACACAUAAUCAUCAUUCAUGGUCCAAAGUGGCAAAAAAACAUCAAAGAAGUAUAGUUUCUUCUCUUGCCUAUAAGCCAAAAUCAGUUGUAGUUAAUUUUCUGUGUGUUCCUUCAUAAUGAUUGUAAGGGGGAAAUAGGCUGCUCGUAAGUAAAGCUUUUGUGCCAAGGAAUUGCGUUUUGCCUCUGAAUAUUUAAGGUUGCCAAUAAGCUAUUCUUGUUGGCAAGUUAAUAAGGGUACAAACACUGUGCAGUCCUGUGUUAAUACUUAAUUGUGUUUGUGGGCAUAAUUACAAGACUUUGCUAGCUAUCUGAAAAGCAAUCCUCAUUGCAGGUUGUUAAAAACAUGUAGCUAUUUCAAAUGAUUUACUGGCUUCUUCUUUGAUUUGGGAAAGGGCUGUAAGCAACUGAAGUGAAACCCAGAAUAAAGAUUCCUUGAAAACAAUCAAAAGGAAAAAAAAUGCUGGUACUUUCUAAAGAAUUGUCAUAUGCUGGAGUCAUUUUUUAAAAAUGAGAAUCUCUUUCUGGUGAACGUCAGAGAAAGGCAGUAAUCAAAAGUGAACGUGAGACAGUGUCUAUCAAAAAGUUAAGGGAAUAUGAUGUAUAGAAUGCUAACAGGCAGAGAUAUACUGAACCCUAGUAGCAUUUAUGGCACUUUACAAAUGUUGAGGCACCUUAAAGUAGCUUUAUUUGCAAAAGACUGUGAAGGUUAUAUAUAAGAUUGGGAGCGCUGGGCAGAGGUCCAAGAUACAGAAUUCAUUCCUGCACUGCAAAAUGAAGUGAAGUUGGUUUAUAUCAGUAACCAGGACUUCUGUCAUGUCCUGUUCAGGUCAUGCAAAAGCUGGUCCUUUGUUCCCAAUUUCUGUGGCUGUUGUACGUUGUCUCACAAUUAUUUAUAGCAGCAUCUCUUUCAAAUGUUAACUACUUUGGUAGUUGUUGUACAUAUAUUGAAAAUAUUUAAUUAAGUUGAUUAACUUAAAAAGGACACACGGAAAUGCUUUUUCCCCCCCCACAUUUCCUAUAUUGUAAUGAAACUGAAUAAGAGGAAGUUUGUACAUUUCCGUUUUUGUAAUCCUGGGCCAGAAUAACAGCAGACUCUUUUUUUCUUGGAGCUGAAAUUUUGACUGUCUAGCUAUGUAAUGUUGGAAGUGCACGAAUCUUUAGCCAGCUGCACUCAAUGUGUCUAUAUAUUAUGUAUUGUAAGAUACCAAUGUCUACUAGUGCCACAAAUAAAAACUAAGUCAAAACCUGA
Molecule: messenger RNA, 5417 nt
Organism: Pogoniulus pusillus (Red-fronted tinkerbird)
Lineage: Eukaryota; Metazoa; Chordata; Aves; Piciformes; Lybiidae
Gene: COBL
Product: cordon-bleu WH2 repeat protein
Exons: 16
Coding region: 77-4132 (1351 amino acids)
Biological process (GO): actin filament polymerization; actin filament network formation
Cellular component (GO): ruffle; perinuclear region of cytoplasm; actin filament
Molecular function (GO): actin monomer binding
Source: RefSeq, a predicted model, not a curated record